Messenger RNA from Populus trichocarpa (black cottonwood), 703 nucleotides. RefSeq lists its product as uncharacterized. The transcript has 2 exons. Gene Ontology annotation, cellular component: mitochondrial outer membrane; intracellular membrane-bounded organelle. Lineage: Eukaryota; Viridiplantae; Streptophyta; Magnoliopsida; Malpighiales; Salicaceae. The record is from RefSeq and is a predicted model, not a curated record. The coding region runs from base 14 to 535 and encodes 173 amino acids. Gene Ontology annotation, biological process: regulation of autophagy. Gene Ontology annotation, molecular function: 2 iron, 2 sulfur cluster binding.
AAAACGACCUGUCAUGCGCGUUAACCACAUGACGUCCACCCAUUUCACUGGAGCGUGUGUUCUCCACCAGAUCACCACCACUUUCAUAACUCCACGCAUAAAUUUCACCGCCAGCCCACCUUCCUUGACGAACCAAGAAUUGGAACCAGAGAAUUCUCAAGAAACUUUGUGGGAGAGAAAGGCUACACGUUUAUUAAUCAUGUCGAUGACAGUAGCAAGUACUAGUACUGCAAGUGCUAGUUUUCGUUACAGCAAAUCAAGAACCGGAGGGGUCAAGCCAAAUAUUGCAGCGGUGAGGCCAAGAAGUUUGGUGGUGGUGAGAGCAGAAGCUCAAUCUAUCAACCCUGAAAUUAGAAAGAAUGAAGAGAAGGUGGUGGACUCUGUUGUGGUUGCUGAACUCUCCAAGCCACUCACUGCUUACUGCAGAUGCUGGAGGUCAGGAACUUUCCCACUGUGUGAUGGAAGCCAUGUAAAGCACAACAAAGCUACUGGAGACAAUGUUGGACCUUUGCUCUUGAAAAAGCAGAAAGAGUAACUUCUUAAUUUCCCUUGAUUUUGAUUUGUGUUUGUCAUGUUGAAUUUGAAACCUUAGAUUUGCUUGUUCUUCUAUGAGAUAAUACUCCCCAAUUCCCUUGGAUUGGGGUGGGCUCUCUAGUUCCUGUUGCAUAAAAAUUAAGGUGAUAUCAAUUUUUCCUAUGUUAAA